AUGAGUGAAGAAAUAGGCCAAGGAGAAAACAUAGCAAAUAUUGGUGACCUUAAAGUGAAGUCGGCAACUUCUACUCAUAAAGAUGACUCUCCUAUUCAUUUUACAGACAAAGGUGACAAUGUCCAAACCAGCAAAGUGUCAGAGAAUGAAGAACAAUCUGCUAAGACACUGGAUUCCCCAGAAGAUUCCCCAGAAGAAAAGCACCCAGAUAUGGACAAAGAUGGCAACCAAGAUUAUUUAGUCAACAAAUCUGAAUUCACAGAAGAAAAUCUGCCUGAUACCAAAACCCAACUUAACAAUGACGUCAUGUUACCAGACCAUCACAGCUUUUCUACUGAACCAUCUGGAUCAACUGAAGAAACACUAGGGUUACACUCAAAUGAAGACAACACUGACAAAAUUACUGAAAUCAACCAACAAAAUCUACCAUUUGGGGAGAAUCUGCUCUUAGAGGCCUCCAAUGGUGAGGGAGAUGGCCCCAACCAACUGGACUGCGAAACCACGGACACAGAGUCCUCCUCAGCUGAACAUGAAAGACCUGCUAGUGCCUAUACCACCAGUUAUGAAGAAUACUCUUUACUUCUGGAACUGCUAACAGAAGAACAAGCUAACACCAUUGAAUAUAGUAAGAAGUUGCACAUGAAGCUAGCUCCGGUACUUGCUAAGAAGCCCAAAGAGGAGAUGGAAAGGAUGCUGCAGGGGGAAUUGCACGUGGAAAGUUACGAGGAGAGUCUGGAAAUGCUAAACAAGCUAAAACUAAACAUGAGGGAGGAGCGAGAGAUUGGGGAGAGGCAGGUGGAAGAGCUAAAAAUGCAGGCGCAAGAGAAGUUAAGCAAGGUGGACAAAGAAUGUAGUGAACUGCUGUCCGUAAAGAAGGAAGUGGCAGUGAUGGUGAUGAGUCGGCGCAUGGCUAAACCAGAUGCCCUGGCUAAGGUUGAGUUUGCACUGGCCUCAGAGGAGAGGCACCAGGACGAGCUGACCAGACUGCGUCUCCAGAACUUCAGCUUGGAGAACCGGAUCCGAAGACUGGAGCUAGAAAUAAGUGAGGCCGACCGAAACGCCACCAACCCCUUCCAGCGCGAGUACGAGAAGCUCCACGCACGGAGAAUGGAGAGGAAGAAGGAUGGGGAGAAGAGACACAAGGAAGCGCUCAGAGUACAGAGGAGAGUGGAGAGGAAUGUAGAGAUGGUGUCCAACAUCAAGCAGAGGCUCCAUUGCACUGAGACAGAGAUCCAGCACAAGCUUGAGAAACUGGCCCAAGUGGAUGCCAUUUUGGCUCAACACAGAGACAAGCUGGCUAACAUCAAGCAAGCUCGCAACAGCCUACAGAGGGACAACACCAGGCUGAAGGAGCAGCGUGGCCUUCUGGGAAACGAAGUCCUAUUAAGAGACUACGACUACAUCAAGCAGGCCAAUGCUAUGCUAGAAGAAAAACUACAUGACUUAAAAUGUCGUCAAGCAGAUUUAGAAUUCUUUUUAAACAGGAGGAAGAAGAGGUUUCAGACAAUGUGAGGUGGAGGCCAUGAAUUGUAAUUAAAGGUGCAAUAUGUAAUU
Molecule: messenger RNA, 1554 nt
Organism: Periophthalmus magnuspinnatus
Lineage: Eukaryota; Metazoa; Chordata; Actinopteri; Gobiiformes; Gobiidae
Gene: cfap184
Product: coiled-coil domain containing 96
Exons: 5
Coding region: 1-1512 (503 amino acids)
Biological process (GO): cilium assembly
Cellular component (GO): ciliary basal body; axoneme
Source: RefSeq, a predicted model, not a curated record